AUGAACCCGCUACUAGAAUAUAAAAGAAUAAAACAAGCUGUUUUUAAUAAGCCUAUGCUUAAUAUCAAAAGGGAAAUAUUAGAAAAUGAUAAUUCGAAAUUAAAAAAUAAAGAAAAUAAUCACUCCGUUUGGAAUAAGAUUACACAGAAUAAAAUUAAUAAGGAGAUUCAGGCCUCUUCCAAUAAGACUGUACAAAAAGAUUAUUUUAAUAAGAAUAUUAAAAACGUUUCCAGUGAAAGUAAUCAAAAUGUAAUUAGCGAAAAUAGUAGCGAACAUAAUGAAGCGAUUAUAAAAGAAUACGAAUCAACAGAAGACGAAAAUGUGAAACUUUCCCUUAUCUGUCACAGUAAUGUUGAGAAAAAUGCUACAGGACUCGUAAAAUACGAAUACUGCUACAUAUGCGAAAUGGCCAAGCCCUGUUCUUGUGUGGAAGAGCAUUUCCAAUAUGAGCAAGACAUAUCCACAUGGAAUUACGGAAAGAUUAAGUCAAAUAUUCACUCUAAUUUCAGAGAUAUAUCGAAUAUUAUGGAUAAAAUACAAUCUAGCAAGAAAAAAUUAGAAGAUACCAAAAAUAAUAUAGAGAAAAACGUCUUAAAAAAGGGUGUUUGUGGAAAGAAUAAAAAUAAUAAAAAGGAAUAUAGCAAGAACUUGAACCCAUAUGAAAAAUUUUACCAUGAAAUAGUAAAAGUCAUUAAAAGAAAAUUAGAUAACUUCAGAAAUGGGCGAACUGUGGUUGAGGAUGAACUAGGAAGGGAAGCGGAGCGCAAAAUCGCCUUUAAUGAUGAGGACGGGGAACAUAUCAUGAAAAAAAGACUAGAAGCAUUAUGCGACAUAGAAAAAAAGCACUUACAGUUGUUGCAAGAUUUAUUCGAGGAAUACAAAGAUAUGGAGGAAAGAAUGUUAUGA
Messenger RNA from Plasmodium malariae, 906 nucleotides. Its product is annotated as conserved Plasmodium protein, unknown function. The coding region runs from base 1 to 906 and encodes 301 amino acids. The record is from RefSeq and is a predicted model, not a curated record. NCBI's taxonomy places the organism in Eukaryota, Apicomplexa, Aconoidasida, Haemosporida, Plasmodiidae. The transcript has 11 exons.